Taeniopygia guttata (zebra finch) is the source of this 2342-nucleotide messenger RNA. RefSeq names its product proline and arginine rich end leucine rich repeat protein (gene PRELP). Gene Ontology annotation, cellular component: extracellular exosome. The record is from RefSeq and is a predicted model, not a curated record. Gene Ontology annotation, molecular function: heparin binding; protein binding. Lineage: Eukaryota; Metazoa; Chordata; Aves; Passeriformes; Estrildidae.
AGCUCCAGAGCCGCGUGUGCGCCGAGCCCGCCGCGCUCGGCUGCCAGAGAAAGACGUGAUUGUUGUCACCGUGCCUCGCUCCCAGCCCUCCCAGUGCUCCCAGUGCUCCCAGCCCUCCCCUCCCAGCCCUCCGCCCCCCGCGCUCCCACCGCUCCCAGCCACAAAACCCCCGCGCCCCGGCCGGGCUCGCCCGUGGCGGAGCGGAGAGGAGGAGGAGGAGGAGGUGGUGGAGGAGGAGGAGGAGGAGGUGGUGGAGGAGGAGGAAGGAGAGAGAAGCCAGAGAGAAACUUGUCUCGGGGAUUAAUAGGAGGCAGGAGGAGGGAGAGGUGCACACAGGAAAACACCCGGACCAUGAAGGCGGCCCUGGCGUUCCUUCUCCCCGUGGCGCUCGCGCUGGUGCCGACGGCCGGCGGGCAGCGGCGGAAACCUCCGCGCAGACCCACGCGGCCGCCCGCGCCCUUCGAGGAGCCGGUGGAACCCACGGAGCUGCCCCCUCCCCUCCCUCCGGGCCCUCCGUCCGUCUUCCCCGACUGCCCGCGGGAGUGUUACUGCCCGCCGGACUUCCCGUCGGCGCUGUACUGCGACAGCCGCAACCUGCGCACGGUGCCGGUGAUCCCGCCGCGCAUCCACUACCUGUACCUGCAGAACAACUUCAUCGCCGACCUGCCCGAGGAGUCCUUCCGCAACGCCACCGGCCUCAAGUGGGUCAACCUGGACAACAACCGCAUCCGCAAGGUGGACAGGAAGGUGCUGGAGAAGCUGGAGAACCUCAUCUUCCUCUACAUGGAGAGGAACCAGCUGAAGGAGGUGCCCGCUUUCCUGCCGCCCAACCUGGAGCAGCUGCGGCUCAGCAGGAAUCAGAUCUCCAAGAUCCCCGCCGGCGUCUUCAACAAGCUGGAGAACCUGGUGCUGCUGGACCUGCACCACAACAAGCUGAGCGACGGCGUCUUCAACAAGAACACCUUCAAGGGGCUCAAGAACCUGAUGCAGCUCAACCUGGCCCACAACAUCCUGAGGAAGAUGCCUCCCGGCGUGCCCAGCGCCAUCCACCAGCUCUUCCUGGACAGGAACAACAUCGAGGACAUCCCCAGCGAUUAUUUCAAGGAGUUUCCCAACCUGGCUUUCAUCCGGCUCAACUACAACCAGAUCUCGGAUAAGGGGCUGCCCAAAAAUUCCUUCAACCUCACCAACCUGCUGGUGCUGCACCUGGCCCACAACAAGCUCACCAAUGUGCCCUUCAUCAGCCCCAAGCUGGAGCACCUCUAUCUGAACAACAACUCCAUCGAGAAAAUCAACGGCACGCAGAUCUGCCCCACCUCGCUGGUGUCCAUCCAGGACUUCUCGCCCUCCGACCUGGACAGCGUCCCGCGGCUCCGCUACCUGCGGCUGGACGGGAACCUGCUGAAGCCGCCCAUCCCGCUGGACCUGAUGCUGUGUUUCCGCCUGCUGCAGUCCGUGGUCUUUUAGCCCUGCCACCCUCUCCCAGCCCCGGUUCGCUCGGGCGUAUCACCCCCGGAGCCCUCCGUGGGACCCUCUCCCCCUGCUCACUCCCCGCCUCCAUCCUCCUCCUCCUCGCUCCUUUUCCUGCCCUGCAGGGACGCUGGUGGCUCCUUGGGGACAGCUCUGUGUCCCCGCUGCCACCCCCGGUCACAGCUCCCUGUCCUUGUCCCCCCGGCCCAGCCCGCAGGGAGCCGUUCCCGCUGGAUUUUGGGGCGGGGAUGGGAUGGGAUGGAUUGAGAGCGGUGGAAGAAGAGGGAGGAUGGACAAUCAGGCCAUGCCAGAGGGUGGGGACACUCCUGUCACCCUUCUGGAGAGCUUUGGCUCCACAUUUCUCUGCGGGAGGAGGAUCCGAAUCCCUCCUGGAGCUGUGGAUCUGCCGGGAUGGAGCAGGGGGGGUGUCCUGCCCCUGGGGGGGUCACAACUUCCCACACCCCCUGGGCAAGAGCAGAUCCUGCCCGGCUUCAAAUCCCCCAGCCCAGCACUGAUCCAUGGGGUCACUGCCCCAUCCCAAAUUCCUGCAUCCACAUCCAUGGGGCCGUAGCCCCAUCCCAAAUUCCUGCAUCCACAUCCAUGGGGUCACAACCCCAUCCCAAAUUCCUGCAUCCACAUCCAUGGAGUUACAGCCCCAUCCCAAAUUCCUGCACCUUUCCCUCUAAAACCUGGGAUUCAGGGCAACAUCCAUGGGGCUAUGGCCACAUCCCAAAUUCCUGCAUCCACAUCCAUGGGGCCACAGCCCCAUCCCAAAAUCCUGUACCCUUUCCUCUGAGAUCUGAGGCUCAGUUUCUCUCUGGAGCCAAUCACACAAGGCUGGGUUCUGCCUUUUUUUUUUUUUUUUUUUUUUU